Messenger RNA from Coccidioides posadasii C735 delta SOWgp, 3310 nucleotides. RefSeq lists its product as uncharacterized. Gene Ontology annotation, molecular function: ATP binding; ATP hydrolysis activity. Lineage: Eukaryota; Fungi; Ascomycota; Eurotiomycetes; Onygenales; Onygenaceae. The record is from RefSeq and is a predicted model, not a curated record.
CAAAGUAUGAUAGAAGGAAAUGAACUCGGGCUCGAAUCUGAGUCCAGUUAAUAUUUAUGUAGGGGAGUAGCCGUUGCAGAUUCUGUUGCUGGCCGUGACACUGUGGUAUGAUGCGGAACGACGGCCUCUCAAGAGUUGGCACCUCGACGUCAUACAACUCCCCCAGCAGGGACAAUUCCACCAGAGACCUCGUCGUUUUACAAUCCCUAAUGACGAACCGAAUUUGGACUUGAGCAAUUCCGGCCAUACCGUCCGAGGCCUUAUGACCCGUUAACUGAACUUCUUUUCAUCCACCACCGCUUGCGCGGCGGGGUGGACUCUUCAGACAACGAAACGCCGGAACAGGAGCCACGAGCGAACCACAGAACGACUUAACGUCAUUCCCCAGCCAAAUAACGGACGAAAAAGUCUAUCGAGAUCGAACAUUUUACCGGCCAGCAGCGAAUGUCUGUGUUGCAAGUGUAGAUUGCACUUUCCCUCGUGCCUGCCCGUCGCAUCGUCUCGGACGGCGAUUGUAUGCAGUGAUCUUCAGAUGGAGGAGCUUUGAUCCGCGCACAUUGCCACGCCUAUAAUGUUGCGUUCGAGCCCCGGGUCGUUGAUGCAGAAGACGUACGAUGAGUGUUAUCUGAUGUGUUCGACUGCCGUGUACUUUGAAGGACGGAAUAAUGAACAAGAAGCCCUACGGUCCUGGCGGGAAUCCCUGGAUACCAUAUAUCGCCACAAUGCCUCUAUAUCCUCGAGCUACGUCCCACAAAACGAAACCGAGCGCGCUCUGCAGAAGUCAAUCCAAGAGUUAGAGACGCAGUGCAAGGAGCGUAUAGAUUUGCUUGAAGCUCUUCGGGAAAGCCGUAGAACGGCACUGCUAGAAGAAGGAAAGGACAAGUCCGGAUUGCGUGGCGAGUCUAGCAUGGGAACAACCCAUGCUGAUACGGGACAAGGUAUCCCUUCCCCUGGGUGGAUUGGUGAUGGUACAGUUCCAUCGCUCGGUUAUCCGGAUCUACCACGACCGGCUUUACCUCCACGACCUCAAGCUCGAAACACUAAUCGGGUAGCAAAUGCGGUCACCCCCUCAAAGCUAUCGAGAUCCGCAAGUUCUGAGGAAAGAACAGUGCUGUUGCCGACUUUGAGGGGAUCUAAGGACAAGAAGUCACCCGAGAUGCGAGACAAAAAUUCCCGUCGGGUAUCUCGCCCAGCUGCAUCGCAAGCAGCAGACCUAGCUUGGAGCGCUUUACAUUCCCGACCAUCUGGCCCACAUAUGACGCACUCCACCCCCGUAAGUGAUUCCACCUCCAGAAAAUGGGUGGAUUCUAGUCUACGACCAGACGCACGCCCGAGGAAGUUAGGAAAUCCAGCGGUAAACUUGGCGUCAGGCGCGGCAGCGGCAGCUACACGUCGCCCCGCUGAACCGGAAUCAUUACCUGAAGACUCAAAUACAUCUGCAAGAUCAUAUCGCAACCCAGAUACAACGGAUGCGCUAUCUGCAAAGGCUGCAACGAUAUCAAAACUUGGCGCACCCGCCUCUGCGUAUCCUAAAUACCGGAAAGAGUAUCCAGAAUCUGGAAAUACGCUGUCGUCAGGUCCUGUAACCCCCCAAGCCAAAGCGUCUUCCAAUUCGGCACGCAAAGGGCCAGAGAGUCAGCCAGGGACGUCUCCUGGACAACCGCCAGCAGCCGAUGGGACACCGCUUUUUAAGCCUCCAUCUUCGGGCCAAAAAAAUGAGAAGGCCCGCCGGCCUGGUGGUAAAGGGCAUAAUGACAAUUCUGCAAGGCAGAAUAUCAGCCACGAGCAGUCUCACUCUGCAACGAGUUCUCCCGUCCAGCCAAAGAAAGAUUCAUCACCGUUGCCACCAGAAACACCCCGAAACCAGGUGGAGUCUAGUGACGACGAGGAUCCGUUCGCAGAGGAGAUAAGAACUGAUAAAGACUUCUGUAACAUUAUGAAAAAUCUUCCGAAAGGAGUAGAUCGUAAUGCGGCAGGUCAAAUCUUAAAUGAAAUUGUCGUUCGGGGGGAUGAAGUUCAUUGGGACGAUAUCGCCGGUUUAGAAAUUGCAAAAAAAGCAUUGAAAGAAGCUGUCGUUUAUCCUUUUCUUCGCCCGGAUUUAUUUAUGGGCCUCCGUGAACCCGCGAGAGGAAUGCUGCUUUUUGGUCCACCUGGCACAGGAAAGACUAUGCUUGCAAGGGCAGUGGCCACCGAAUCAAAGUCGACAUUUUUCUCUAUAUCAGCAACGAGUUUAACGUCCAAGUGGCAUGGGGAAAGCGAAAAGCUGGUUCGCGCUCUGUUCGCUCUAGCAAAAGCCAUGGCGCCGUCGAUAAUAUUCGUUGAUGAGAUUGAUUCGUUGCUCUCUUCUCGUUUAAGUGGCGACCAUGAUGCCACUCGACGAUCGAAAACCCAAUUCCUUGUUGAAUGGUCUGACCUUCAGCGUGCAGCCGCCGGGAGAGAGCAAUCAACCAAAGAGAAAGCUGAAGGUGAUGCAACAAGGGUUCUUGUGCUCGGUGCGACGAACGUGCCGUGGGACAUCGACGAUGCAGCCCGGCGGAGAUUUGUUCGGAGACAAUAUAUACCCCUACCUGAGGAUGAUGUGCGAAAGCUGCAACUUCAGAAGUUACUUAGCCAUCAGAAACAUGAGCUGUCGGAGGAGGAUAUUGAUGUUCUAGUCAAAGUUACUGACGGGUUCUCUGGUUCUGAUAUCACAGCUUUGGCUAAAGAUGCUGCUAUGGGCCCUCUUCGCAACCUCGGCGAAGCUCUCCUCAGCACACCCAUGGAUGAGAUCUGCCCAAUUCGCUUUAAGGAUUUCGAGUCGUCUCUUUACUCUAUCAGGCCCAGCGUCAGUCGUGAACGCCUAAAGGAGUACGAAAGCUGGGCACGAGAUUAUGGGGAACGCGGCUCUUAGCUCCGCCAGUCGACAAUUCAUGUUGUUUAUUCUCUUUUCUUCCUGACUUCUUUUCCCUCCUUCGGGUCCGAGGGAGUCCCUGCAGUGAUGUGGAUACUGUGAGUAGGUUUAAGGGAAUUGUACUCUGGGAGUUAAAUGCAUCGGCAUCUGUGGUUCUAUUAUUGUCCUGAUUUUUCUAGUACGUUGGCUCAUGGGAUGGAGUUGGCUGCUCUCCUGUCAAACAUCUAUGGAUAUGAAAUGCUGGAUCAACCUGAAUCCACCGGUUGCUGGCUUUCAAUGAACACGUGCAUUGCAUUGGCACUGGUUUAUGAUCGAUAGCUCUGCUCUUUUCUUGCUAGCCUUCUUUCAGUUUUCAGUUUUUACAGAAUGUAGUUAUUUUAAUCUUCAUUGAUUAAUCAAUAGCAAUCACCGUGCCGAGUU